UGUGGCUAGACGCGUGAGUACCGAUAUGCUUGUAUGGAACAGCGCGACUUUUUCUACAUUCUCUGUGUUUAAUGGUCAGAACAGAGUCAUUUGAGUAAGCGAUUACCAUUAUGUUGGGAUAUCGAAAGUAAGACAAAACAGGCAUCCAAGCCGAGUAAAAUGUGGAGAAACUGAAUUUUGGAAAAGAGACGGGAAAUAGGUCUCUGAGAGAGGAUGUGGUGUGUGGACGAGAGUCCAGAGGGGCUACUCUACGUCUUCGAGUCGCCGACCCACAGCGGCGGUCUGCUGCGGCGCCUAGAUGCCCAGAGGCGGGCGGGCGUCCUGUGCGACGUCACCGUGCUGGUGCAGGGGCGACGGGUCAGCGCGCACGGAGCCGUUCUGGCGGCCUGCAGUGGCUACUUCCUGCACCAGCUCCAGGAGAAGAGAGGCGGGGACGCCGCCGUGGUCAUCAGCCUGCCCAGCACAGUGACCACGAGGGGCUUUGCCCCGCUGCUGCAGUUUGCCUACACGGGGAAGCUCUCCCUCAGCAGGGCCAGUCUGCCGGACGUCGUCCACUGCGUGGAGCGCCUACACAUACACGACUUGAAGGACUCGUGCUUCCCUCUCCUGACGGUAGUGCUCGGUCACAACUCGGAUGAAGAGCUACCGGGUCCAGCGCUCUCCUCGACAACUCCUCAUUUACACACUGACCAACAAGAGGAAGAGGUAAUACGUGUGGAAACACCUGAAGACUCUGCGUCUCAGUCACAGAUGACCAAUCUUUGUCCUUUUAGCGAAGAGGAAGGAGAGGAUUCACCAGUGAGAGUCAACAGUGACAUCAGUCAGACAGACAAACAUACGACCUUUGACCCUCUUCAGUGUUCCAAAUAUUGGAAGUGUCCGCAGACUCUCAGUGAGCACCAUGGCAACGCUUCAGUGAAUGGCAGUGGGUCAGGUUCCAUACGAGAUCUCGUGGAGGCCACUUCCACUGACACUGUCCAGGGGGCGUCUGGACCUCCCACCCCGGAUGAGCCUGGCCCUGGUGAGGGCAGUCUGUCGGUCUGCGUCUCAGAAUCCAAACUAGAGAAAGAGGCAGCGGUCGAGUCCGACCGGGAGUCGCUCAGUUCUCAGUCUUUAGAGACUGAGACUUUAGACGGAGCAGUUUGUGCCAGUUCUGCUGCUGCAGGCCUCCAUUCCAUCCUGAAGGAUAAUGCAGAGCUACGCCUCCCACAUAUUGCACAGCAGUUACUCACUAACAGACUGACUUGUGCAGACCCAGAACACAGACUGCGGGAUGCUCCGAAAAUAAGCCACUGGUGCUCUGGCCAAGAGUCAACUUUGACCUCUGCUAAACCCCAAGGCCUCCCAUGCACGUCACCGAGGCCUCUGUCCACUGAGGAAGUCUUCAAGGACGAAGCUGGGCUCAGCAGGUCCAGUGUUAUAUUUACCUCAGGGUUUCCCAGGCAACCAGAAUCUCCAGAGCAUUCCGGUCCUGACCUCGACCCACUCUCCAGGUUUCCUCACAGCGUUGCUCCCAGCAGUCCAGAGAUUCUGCCAGUGCCAAGCCACUCCACACACAGUAGCCAAGGCCCAGACAACGUCUCCCUCUCUGAGGAGGCCGCCACCUCCACAUGUUAUUCCAGUGAUGAAGCUCGUAAAGGGCGAGGCUCCUCUCCCAGCGUUCCUCACUCUGCAGCCUCCUGCUGCCCUUUCUCCCGGACGGCCUACUGCCUGACUCUGAGACAGCCGGGUCCAGGCUGGACCAAGGACGCCAUCUUGAAUCCGGCGCUCCCCCACUCGAAGACUGAGAAGUGUUACGACUCCAGCUCCAGUGACGAGUCGGGAUCCAUCUCCGCGGGCGACUGUGAGUCGUCGCGUCUUGAUGACGAAGGGCUUGAGGUGAAACUCCCAUUCCCUGUGGAUCAGUUGACGUACCUGCCCCGCAGUGACUUUCAGCUGGUGAUGCGGAUGCACAGUCUGACCCCAGAGCAGCUGGAGCUCGUUCAGGAGGAACGGCGUCGCAGCAAGAACCGAGUCGCCGCCCAGAGAUGCCGUAAGAGGAAGCUCGACUGCAUCCAGAGCCUGGAGGUGGACAUACACAAACUGGUGUGUGAGAAGGAGUCACUUCUGAGGGAGAGGAGCCAGCUAAGAGCCUGCAUGGUAGACAUCAGGGAGAGCGUCGCCUGUCUCAACCAGAGCAUCCACAGAAAAGAACCGGAACACACACACAAGGUUCCAUCCAUCAACCACAACUUGGAGACGGUUCCGUCGCCUAACCCUGUGAAAGUGCUCGGCUGUUUGGGAGCGGUUCCAUCCCUCUGAUAAGGUCCUUCUCUGAAGGUCGCCUGACCCAUCUGAGAACGAGCGACAGAUCAAAAGGUCCUGUCCCACUGUUUAGUUGUGGUGAGGUCUUGCGGAGCCUACUCUGAUACAUGCAAGUCUUUAUCUGGGCAGAAAGAUCAGUGUGUAGCUGUGUUCAAUGACCCCAGGGGUGUUCCACUAACUUGUUUGUUGUCUGUGGGUUCAGUAGGUAACCACAUGAUGAUGGCUUUUGCUGUCUUUUUCUCUGCCAAACUGACUGAAAAUUGCAUAUCACCAAUUGAGCUACACAUGGGAAUCUUUUUUGGUAAGCAUGAGAAACAUAUUGUGGGUGCUUUUAGUUAGAUUUGAUGUUUCAGAGCAAAGCAAGGGUCAUGACAUCUUUGUGAUUGUUUUGUGAUUGUGUUUGAAAAACAAAAAUAGAGUUAAAACUGUUUAAUUGAUACUAGAUUUUUAUGUAGCUACUGGAAAAAUACAAAGAAAAAUAGCUUGAAAGGUGUCCUAUUUCAAGACAGCUAUACAAAGGCCAUGGGAAAUAUCAUAAAUGUAUCAUAGCUACAGUACAGUCCCUGUUGACUAUGGUCCACAUGCUGAUCCACAGGGAAAACCUACUGUGCAGCCUUGGUGUAAUUGCCAGUGUGCUAUUCCUUUAACACCUACAGCCUUGGUGUACUUGCCAGCUAGGUUAUCAUCAAGCUAACUAUUAACUUUGACCAAAACAUUAAUCUAGUAAUUCAACU
Molecule: messenger RNA, 3038 nt
Organism: Alosa sapidissima (American shad)
Lineage: Eukaryota; Metazoa; Chordata; Actinopteri; Clupeiformes; Clupeidae
Gene: bach2a
Product: BTB and CNC homology 1, basic leucine zipper transcription factor 2a
Exons: 5
Coding region: 214-2301 (695 amino acids)
Biological process (GO): regulation of transcription by RNA polymerase II
Molecular function (GO): DNA-binding transcription factor activity, RNA polymerase II-specific; RNA polymerase II cis-regulatory region sequence-specific DNA binding; protein binding
Source: RefSeq, a predicted model, not a curated record